AUGAUUAUUCCAAUACGUUGUUUUUCAUGCGGUAAAGUUGUGGGUGACAAAUGGGAAACUUAUUUAGAGUUGUUGCAAGAUGAAUCCAUGCCAGAAGGUGAAGCUUUAGAUAAACUACAAUUAAAGAGAUAUUGUUGUAGAAGAAUGGUGUUGACUCAUGUCGAUUUGAUUGAAAAAUUUUUGAGGUAUAAUCCUUUGGAAAAGAAGGAGAUAAAUUAG
Molecule: messenger RNA, 219 nt
Organism: Lodderomyces orthopsilosis Co 90-125
Lineage: Eukaryota; Fungi; Ascomycota; Pichiomycetes; Serinales; Debaryomycetaceae
Product: DNA-directed RNA polymerase core subunit
Exons: 1
Coding region: 1-219 (72 amino acids)
Biological process (GO): transcription by RNA polymerase II; transcription by RNA polymerase I; tRNA transcription by RNA polymerase III
Cellular component (GO): RNA polymerase II, core complex; RNA polymerase III complex; RNA polymerase I complex
Molecular function (GO): DNA binding; DNA-directed RNA polymerase activity; zinc ion binding
Source: RefSeq, a predicted model, not a curated record